Dicentrarchus labrax (European seabass) is the source of this 2648-nucleotide messenger RNA. RefSeq names its product matrilin-2-like. The transcript has 14 exons. Gene Ontology annotation, molecular function: calcium ion binding. The coding region runs from base 169 to 2442 and encodes 757 amino acids. NCBI's taxonomy places the organism in Eukaryota, Metazoa, Chordata, Actinopteri, Moronidae. The record is from RefSeq and is a predicted model, not a curated record.
UGCUGGGAUACAUGCAUGUUUACAGCCAGGAGCUACUAGAUUAACACAUUCUUCCUGCUGGAACUCCUCUCUUGACCCAGUGCUGGGAUUUAUUGAGAAACAUUGAUUAUAGGAGUUGAGGAAUUGUUGGUUUCAAUAACAAGGCUGCAGUUGUCUCCACUUGUCAGAAUGAGGUCCCUGGCCCUCGGCCUCUUCUGCCUGUUGUGCUGUAACGCAGUCCGACUGGACAGACGGCGUCCCAGACCCAUCAUGGCCAGAGGGCGAAAUGAGACUACCUCCCAAACCAAAGCAGUGGAGAACACUUGCAAAGCCAUCCCGCUGGAUUUCGUCUUUGUCAUCGACAGCUCCCGAAGCAUCCGCCCCCACGACUACGAGAAGGUCAAGACCUUCAUCAUCAAUCUGCUUCAGUUCCUCAAGAUCGGCCAUGAUGCCACUCGGGUCGGUCUGCUCCAGUAUGGCAGUGUCGUUCAGCCCGAGUUCUCCCUCAACACCUACACCACCAAAGCUGAGGUGGAGCAGGCGGUGAAGAACAUGAAGCACCUCGCCACAGGAACAAUGACUGGUCUGGCCAUCGAGUACACCAUGGAGACAUCCUUCACUGAGGAAGAUGGAGCACGACCAGCUAACCUGCACAUCCCACGAAUAGCUAUGAUUGUGACUGAUGGUCGGCCUCAGGAUACGGUGGAGGAGAUUGCAGCUCAGGCGAGGCAGGCCGGCAUCCAGAUCUUUGCUAUUGGAGUGGGCAGGGUGGAUAUGGACACUCUGAAGACCAUAGGGAGUGAGCCACACUCUGAGCAUGUGCACCUGGUGGCCAAUUUUAGCCAGAUCGAAACCCUCAUCUCUGUGUUUCAGUCCAAACUGUGUGGAGGUUCAGAGAUGUGUGAGGUGGUGGACCAUCAGUGCCAGCACAUCUGUGUGAGCAGCCCAGCGUCGUACAGGUGCAAGUGCAGGAAAGGCUUCACCCUUAACCCAGAUGGCAAGACAUGUAAAGCUGAGGAUAUGUGUGCUGUGGUGGAUCAUGGCUGCGACCACAUCUGUGCCAACAUACCCGAUGGCUAUGAGUGCCGCUGCCGUCCAGGAUAUGAGCUCAACAUAGACCUGAAGACGUGCAACAAAAUAGACUACUGUGACCUGGGGAACCAUGGCUGUGAGCAUGACUGUGUCAGCAUCCCAGAGUCCUACAUCUGCAGGUGUAAGAAGGGCUACGUGCUCAAUCUGGAUGGCAAGACCUGCAGCAAGAUAGAUCACUGUGCUGAUGGCACCCACGGGUGUGAACAAGAGUUUAUGAACACAGACGACUCCUGUGUGUGUAAAUGCAGAGAAGGCUUUACACUCAGGCCUGAUGGGAAAACAUGCAAGAAGAUAGAUCCCUGCGCUGAUGGCACCCACGGGUGUGAACAGGAGUUUAUGAAUACAGAAGAUGCCUGUGUGUGUAAAUGCAGGAAAGGCUACACACUCAGGCCUGAUGGGAAAAAAUGCAAGAAGACAGACCAUUGUGCUGAAGGGAAACACGGCUGUGAACAGGAGUUUAUGAACACAGAAGACUCCUGCGUGUGUAAAUGCAGAAAUGGAUUCACACUCCGACCUGAUGGAAGAACAUGUCAAAGUCUGGACCUCUGUCAGACUGUGGACCAUGGCUGUGAACACCAGUGUGUGAGCACCACUGACUCCUACAUCUGCAAAUGUUUUGAAGGAUUUAUGUUGGCUGAAGAUGGGAAGAGCUGCAAAAAGCCAGAGUGUGGCGAUGGAGUCAUGGAUCUGGUUUUUGUAAUCGAUGGCUCUAAGAGUCUGGGCCCUGCCAACUUUGAGCUGGUCAAGCAGUUUGUAAACGGCAUUGUGGACUCGCUGGACAUUUCCAGGCCGGGCUCACAUGUUGGCCUCCUUCAGUACUCCACCAAGGUGCGCACAGAGUUCACCCUGGGCCAGUACACCACAGCGCAGGCCAUCAAGCAGGCUGUGUCCCGGAUGCAGUACAUGGGGAGAGGCUCCAUGACUGGCUCAGCCUUACGUCACAUGUUUGAGUUCAGCUUUUCAGUUAAAGAAGGAGCCAGGCCGAACAUCCCACGUGUCAGCAUUGUGUUUACUGAUGGAAGAUCGCAGGAUGAUGUGUCUGAAUGGGCUAAUAAAGCAAAGAACUCUGGGGUCACAAUAUAUGCUUUGGGUGUUGGCAAAGCCAUUGAACAGGAGCUGAGAGAAAUAGCUUCAGAACCUGAUGAGAAGCACCUUUAUUACGCCGAAGAUUUUGAGAACAUGGGAGAAAUAACAAAGAAGCUCAAGUCCAGGAUAUGUAAAGAGAAACCAUCUGAUGAAAACAUGUGCCAGUGUGAGAAUGUGAUCAUGUUUCAAAACCAGGUCACUGAGAAGCUGAAGGACCUGGUGCAGAAUAUUGAAGCCAUGUCGAAGAAGCUGGAGACGCUCGAAAAUCAGCUUGUGCGCAAAUGAAAGGCAGAGACUCGCCUUUCCUGAAGUUUAGCAUUCACAGGAUCCCUUUAAUCCUGCUCUACGAGCUACACUGACACAUAUGCAAAUACAAUCUACUGCUAUUUAUACACAUGUAUUUUUGUCUGUAAUGUUCUUUGUUAUGUAAUGCCAAAUCAAAGUAAUAACACUUUGUACAGUAAACAGACGAAUAAAUAUUUUACACUUCA